This is a messenger RNA of Colletotrichum godetiae, 613 nucleotides long. Its product is annotated as DnaJ domain-containing protein. The coding region runs from base 191 to 523 and encodes 110 amino acids. Gene Ontology annotation, molecular function: ATPase activator activity. NCBI's taxonomy places the organism in Eukaryota, Fungi, Ascomycota, Sordariomycetes, Glomerellales, Glomerellaceae. The record is from RefSeq and is a predicted model, not a curated record. Gene Ontology annotation, cellular component: PAM complex, Tim23 associated import motor. The transcript has 3 exons. Gene Ontology annotation, biological process: protein import into mitochondrial matrix.
AGUUCAGCACGGACCAUGACCGGCGCAUCGCGGCUUGCUCUAUGAGCGGCGGCGAAUGUAGCCCCAAAAAAAAAAGCAUUCUUCCGACUCCGAAGACCUUCUUCGCGAUACCCCAUCCGCAUUUUUCCGCAGUCAUCCACCAUCUUCCAACGACUCACCGACGACACAUAACACCGAAAUUUUGGCGACAAUGGCUUCUGUUCUUGCUAUCGGAGGUGGCGCUGCCGUCGCAGCUUUCUUGUGUUUCCUACAGGGCCGAGCAGGUCUGGUCGCAUGGCGCCGAUCACGCGGCGGCGUGGGCGCGAUGGGCAAGGCUUUCUACAAGGGCGGUUUCGAGCCCAAGAUGAACAAGAAGGAGGCCUGUCUCAUUCUGUCCCUUCAGGAGAGCGGCGUCACUCGUGACAAGAUCCGCAAGCAGCAUCGCACCUUGAUGCUCCUGAACCAUCCCGAUCGAGGCGGUAGCCCGUACCUCGCGACCAAGGUCAACGAGGCCAAGGAGCUGCUCGAAAAGACAACAUCCUGACACUAGCCGUCAUUAUUUCGGUUUCCGAAAAUCUGGAAUGUAACAACAAGCACGAACAACAUACGAAGGAAAAAAUAAGAUGCCAUGGUU